AUGAAUGCUCUUCCUGUGGCUUAUUAUGCUCAAAAGAAUGCUUGGGUGGAUCAAACGAUUUUUCGCGACUGGUUCAUGAACAGUUUUGUUCCAAAUGUUCGAAAUUAUUUAAUGUCGGAAGGAUUAUCACAGAAAGCAGUUUUGGUUCUGGAUAAUGCCCCAUCACAUCCAGUUGAAGAUUUAAAAAGUGAUAAUGCUGAUUCAUGGUCUGAGUUAUCGUCGACAACAUUGGAAAAAUGUUGGAACAAACUAUGGCCAAAUACAGAAUCGCCUUCGAAUAACAAUGACGAUGUCUCACAGGCUGAUGUUGUGACUAGUACAUCUUCGGCUUUGCCAUUGGAAAAUAGUGAAACGAUCAAUGAAUGGUUGAAUUGGGACGAAAAUGAUUGUGGUUAUGAGCUUUUGACUGACGAACAAAUAAUUAAUGAAGUGAAUAAUGAAGAAGAAAAUAAUGAUGAUUACGAUGGAACAGAUAACAAUAAUGAAAAUGGUCACAAUCCUACUGCUUCAUUUCUAAGACAAGAAGCCAAAAUUGCUGCAUCAAAUUUAGAGAAAUUUAUCGCCUGGUAUGAAAUGCAAGAUGAAGCCGGCUUGGCUGACACUAUUCGUUUGCGCCAAUUUCUUCUUUUCGCAAAGAAUAAAACUCAAGUCACUGUAAAGCAAAAGACACUAACUGAAUUCUUUUCAAAAACAAACUAA
Anastrepha obliqua is the source of this 699-nucleotide messenger RNA. RefSeq names its product jerky protein homolog-like. The transcript has 2 exons. Gene Ontology annotation, molecular function: nucleic acid binding. The record is from RefSeq and is a predicted model, not a curated record. Bases 1 to 699 code for a protein of 232 amino acids. Lineage: Eukaryota; Metazoa; Arthropoda; Insecta; Diptera; Tephritidae.